AUGGCUCGCGCCAGGAUAUAUCGGGAGUCAUUGCUGGUGAUUUUAUUGCAAAUCGUCCUUUUUUGCUCUGCUCAGAGGGGCCCGGUCGGUCUCAGAGGCCCCGCAGGACCCCCUGGAAUAGCAGGAGUGCCUGGAGUUGAUGGCAUUGAUGGAGACAGAGGGGACGAUAACUUCAUAGAAGGCGGCCCUGGCCCUGAUGGGGAAGACGGCAAACCAGGAACUCCCGGAACAGCCGGCCUACCAGGGGCAGACGGUGUCACUGGACCUGUUGGAGAUCUCGGCCCAGAUGGGCCUCCUGGACCAAAAGGCGAGGGACCUGAUGGGCCUGAUGGUCUUCCUGGCGUGUAUAAGGGGGAAGACCUGUGUCCCAAUUCCUGUCCUUCUGGUCUUAACGGAUAUUCUGGCCUCCCAGGCAUGAAGGGCCACAAAGGGGUAAAAGGAGAGUCUGGUGAGCCUGGAAAGCAAGGACACAAGGGCCAAGGGGGACCCAGGGGAAUAACAGGCAUGAUGGGCCUCAAAGGUGACAGGGGUGACGUGGGCCAAAGAGGAUUAGUGGGCGAGACUGGACCAAACGGUGGUCAAGGGGCCCGAGGGCCACAAGGAAUCAGGGGCCUUCCAGGGGGCAAAGGGGAGCCUGGUCUAGCUGGGCCCGAUGGACGUGAAGGAAUUCCCGGAUUGCCAGCAUCUAAGGGUAUUACUGGGAAAGUUGGCAGUCCAGGUGAUACUGGGCUCCAAGGACUCCCUGGUUUGCCAGGCGCUUAUGGUCCAAAAGGACAAAGUGGCGAGAUGGGUAACUCUGGCGACCCCGGUUCUGUAGGACUAAUGGGGUCUCCUGGGAAAUCAGGGGAACGUGGCGAGCAGGGAGAAGUAGGACCUUUCGGAGCAAGAGGUGGACCAGGUGAAAGAGGAGUGCGUGGCCCAGACGGACCUGCAGGGGCACCUGGACCCAGGACAGGCAGAACAGGAGAGACUGGAAACAAAGGGCCGGAGGGCGGCCGGGGCAUACCAGGCCCAGAGGGAAAGCCGGGCCAACCUGGACCACGUGGCAUGCAGGGAGACAGAGGGGUACCAGGACUGACAGGGACACAGGGGCCAGCGGGGAAAAAACCAAGCGAUACACACAUCACACAAGUUUGCAUGAGGGUAAUGCAAGAGCAGCUAGCCCAGCUAGCAGCCAGCCUGAGGAGGCCUGAGACAGGCAUCUCUGGACUGCCAGGUCCUCCUGGCCCCCCUGGUCCAGCAGGCCCCUCCGGAGUGAACGGCUACCCAGGACUGGACGGGACCAGAGGACUGCCAGGUCUCAAAGGACCUCCAGGACUACUGGGUCGCAAAGGGCCCAAAGGUGACACGGGCGACAGAGGAGACAGAGGACCCACAGCGAGAGGGGUUAAAGGAGCACCUGGAGCACCCGGUCUGCCAGGUGAUCACGGUAGAGCCGCCUAUGGCACAGACGGCCGCGACGGCGAGAGAGGGCCACGCGGCGUUCCCGGUAUUCCCGGCGUUCCAGGGUCUCCUGGUCGUCCUGGCCUCAACGGCUACUGCGAGUCGUCACAGUGCAUCCUUCCUAUGGUGGCGUCACCGAUAUCGGCAAAAGAUUCCGGCAUGAAGGGGCCAAAUGAGGAAUAA
Salvelinus namaycush (lake trout) is the source of this 1626-nucleotide messenger RNA. Its product is annotated as collagen alpha-1(IX) chain-like. Bases 1 to 1626 code for a protein of 541 amino acids. The record is from RefSeq and is a predicted model, not a curated record. The transcript has 23 exons. Lineage: Eukaryota; Metazoa; Chordata; Actinopteri; Salmoniformes; Salmonidae.